AUGGACCUUCUGCUGCUGCUGCCUAAGAUCACAGUUGCCAUUGCUGUUGUCGGCUUUAUCGGCAUUGUCAUUCGGAUGUGUGAUGCUCUGAUAUUGAAGCCUGAAAGGCUUCGUUCUAAGCUGCGAAAGCAAGGUAUCCGAGGUCCCCCGCCUGCAUUUUUGCUUGGAAACAUACGUGACAUUAAGAGGGCACAAGCUAAGGUCUCAAAAGCAGCACAGGAAGGAGAACAAGUGAUUAGUCAUAAUUCUUCUAACACUCCCUUCUCAUUCUUCGAGCAAUGGAGCAAGAAAUACGGUUCAACAUUUAUGUUCUCACUUGGGAACAUACAAAUAUUGCACAUGAACCAUCCUGAUGCGGUGAAGGAAAUAAGCAUAUGCACUUCUUUAGACUUGGGGAAGCCUUCUUAUCAAGUAAAAGAGCGUGGUCCUCUCCUUGGCCAAGGUAUUCUGACCUCAAAUGGUGCGAUAUGGGCACACCAAAGAAAGAUCCUUGCUCCUGAAUUUUACAUGGAGAAUGUCAAGAAUUUCAUGAACAUAAUGGUCGAAUCCUCGAAUAUAGUAGUUGAUUCGUGGACUAAAAAGAUUGAAACUGAGGGAGGAGUUGUGGACAUCAACAUUGAUGAAGACAUGAGAAGCUUUUCUGGAGAUGUAAUCUCAAAAGCAUGUUUUGGGAGUAAUUAUGCCAAAGGAGAAGAGAUAUUCCUCAAGCUCAGAGCUCUUCAAGGAGCUAUGUCGAAGAAAGCUUUAUCAUCUGGGAUUCCCAUUUUGAGGUCUCUGCCAACCAAGAGCAACAGGGAAGUGUGGAGAUUAGAGAAAGAAGUGCGUGCUUUAAUUUUGAAGGAAGUGAAGGAAGUAAAAGAAGCAACGUCGAAAGACCUGUUGGAAAUAAUACUCAAAGGAGCUAAGGAUAGUGAAUCCGGCCAAGAUGAAAUGGACCGCUUCGUCGUUGACAAUUGCAAGAACAUAUACUUGGCUGGCUAUGAAACUACUUCUGUCACUGCAACAUGGACGAUGAUGCUUUUGGCAUCAAAUCCUGAAUGGCAAGAUAGAGUCCGAGCAGAGGUGCGUGAAGCCUGUGGGGGGCAACUGCCGGAUGCUGACACGGUUCGCAAGAUGAAAACAUUGACAAUGGUGAUUCACGAAUCUUUGCGCCUUUACCCUCCUGUUUGUGUGAUAUCCAGGGAGGCAUUGCAGGACAUGAAAUUUGGAGAAAUUUUUGUGCCCAAGGGCGUCAACGUUUGGACAUUGAUUGUCACUCUAAACCAAGAACCUGAAAUUUGGGGACCUGAGGCUGACAAGUUCAAUCCUGAGAGGUUUGCCAAUGGGGUCAGUGGCGCCUGCAAGUAUCCUCAUGUUUACAUGCCAUUUGGUGUUGGGCCACGGACAUGUCUAGGACAGCAUUUUGCCAUGGCAGAACUAAAAAUUCUCCUCGCAACUAUUGUCUCCAGCUUCUCCUUCACGAUAUCACCCAAAUAUAUUCACUCCCCAGCUCUUAAGUUGGUUAUAGAACCUGAACAUGGAGUGAAUCUUCUCGUUAGAAAGCUGUGA
Dovyalis caffra is the source of this 1548-nucleotide messenger RNA. Lineage: Eukaryota; Viridiplantae; Streptophyta; Magnoliopsida; Malpighiales; Salicaceae. The record is from the annotation of a GenBank genome assembly.